Molecule: messenger RNA, 1134 nt
Organism: Metschnikowia bicuspidata var. bicuspidata NRRL YB-4993
Lineage: Eukaryota; Fungi; Ascomycota; Pichiomycetes; Serinales; Metschnikowiaceae
Gene: SVF1
Product: Svf1p
Exons: 1
Coding region: 1-1134 (377 amino acids)
Biological process (GO): response to oxidative stress
Cellular component (GO): cytoplasm
Source: RefSeq, a predicted model, not a curated record
AUGUUGAAGUGGAUGCAAUCAGGAUUGUCCGUGGUGGCCGGCACCGCCGAGCCCGAGUACGGCCGCGAGGCCAUCCACCCAGUCACCGACUUCAUCAAGCAGCAGGGCCAGGCCGUUUCCCGGGCCACGGUUCUCGAGGACUUUGCCUGGAAACACCCCAACUACACCAACGUCGAGACCCAGACGUUCUACUUCACGGACUUGCAGUCCGGCUACAUCGGGCUUGCGCAGGUGAUCCACUCCAACCUCAUGGGCAUCAAAACGACGGCGCAGUUCACGUUCCGGUUGUACAACAGCAAGCUUGGCGCGGCGGACCCCAACUGCGUGUGGACGUCCACGGCGCUCGAGAACUUCCGCACGGACGGCGCCAACUUCUACGCGGACAACUUGUCCAUCGAGAACUCGGGCGCCAACAACGACACGUACACGUUGAAGCUGGCCGUGACCGAGGACUCGGUGGUGGACUUGGUGGUCACGCGCAUCGUGCCAGGCGUCGUGUUUGGUGCGGACGGCACCACGUUCUACGGCGACAGCUUGGACGAGCCCUGGGGCUCCAUGAGACACGCGUUCUGGCCCCGCUGCGCGGUCACGGGCAUCAUCAAGUUGAAGGCCGCCACCGUGGAGAUCAGCGGCUACACCAUGUUCGUCAUGGCGUUGCAGGGCAUGAAGCCGCACCACGCCGCCAAGUCGUGGAACUUCUUGAACUUCCAGUCCGAGCACUACAGCGCCGUGCAGAUGGAGUUCACCACGCCCAAGUCCUACGCCACCACCAAGGUCAACGUGGCCAUCUUGACCUCGGACACGGAGAUCCUCGCCACCUCCAUCGACAACGAUGUGGUGCACGAAAACGCCGAGGUGGACGAGGUGGGGUGGAGCGUGCCCAAGAGCAUCACCUUCAACUUCUCCGAGGGCACGUCCGCGGCCCCCGUGGCAACGGUUUCCGGCGCCUUGAGCCAGCUCGUGGAGCGCGUGGACGUCAUGGCGGAAAUCCCGCAGUUUGUCAAGAACAUCGUCAGCGGCGUGGCCGGCGCCAAGCCCUACAUCUACCAGUUCUGCAACACCUUGACCAUCAAGCACGGCGACGACUCCGAGGACGGAGUGGCCUUCAACGAGGCCACGUUCAUCUCCGAGUAA